AGUGUUCGAUUACAACUUGCACCCGUACACUGAGCUGGUUCUCUGUGCCCAUCCCCCUCUACGACCACCAUGGGCCUCUUCCGCCGCAAGAAAGAGGAUAGCGAUGGGAACAACAAUAAUGCAGUAAAGAAAGAGAAGGGCAGUUGGAGGAGGCCUGCCAAUACCGCUUUCAAGCAGCAACGUUUGAAGGCAUGGCAGCCGAUCUUCACUCCGAAGACUGUACUACCCACCUUCUUCGUCAUUGGACUUAUCUUCGCACCUAUAGGUGCAUUGUUGAUAUGGGGGAGUGGAAAGGUUUCCGAAAUGACAUUCGACUACACAGAUUGCGAAACCUUGACACCGUCGCCAUCAGCCGACCAGUUGCAGUUCAGUGAUAUGAGUGACUUCAACUACCGGCUCAAGUCGGGCUCAACAGACGCACCCUUCACGACACCACAGUUUGCUUUCCUGAAUCGCUCAGACGACUCCAAUGUCCCCAUCGCCGAACGUCAACAAUGUUACAUCCAAUUCGAUGUCCCCAUUGACCUUGAUCCCACUGUGUUCCUAUACUACAAGCUCACGAACUUCUAUCAAAACCAUCGACGAUACGUGAAGAGCUUGAAUUCGGAUCAACUCAAGGGCAAUCAUGUUAGCGUAGGAACCCUGUCGGGCGGAGACUGCAAGCCUCUUGAUGUCAUUAAUGGCAAAGCAGUCUAUCCUUGUGGGCUGAUCGCCAACUCUGUCUUCAACGACACGUAUUCACCGCUCAACUUGACGACUGAUUCUGCUACGACUUACACAUUCUCCGAGUCAGGAAUUGCUUGGCCAGGAGAGGCCGAUAAAUAUGCCGUUGCCCCUGAUUAUAACCUUGACGAGAUUGUCCCUCCGCCGAAUUGGGCUCUCAGAUUCCCGAACAAUUAUACUGAGGACAACCCACCUCCUAAUCUCAAGGAGGACCAGCACUUCCAGAACUGGAUGCGAACAGCGGGUUUGCCUACAUUCACAAAGCUAUGGGGUCGUAAUGAUAAUGAUCCACUGCCGAGGGGCAGAUAUCAAAUAAUUGCUAACCUGAACUAUCCUGUGCGAUCGUUCAAGGGACGCAAAGCUGUCGUCAUCUCCACAGUGUCGUGGAUAGGUGGCAAGAAUCCUUUCUUGGGCUGGGCGUACGUUGCUACGGCUGCCUUAUUCGUCCUUCUCGCUGUUCUGGGUACGAUUAGACAUAUGAUCAAGCCAAGGUCGGUAUUUAUGGCUGUCCCAACUUAUUCAUCUUCUCACAUCAACUUUUCCCCGUAGGAAAUUGGGGGAUAUGUCACUGCUGUCAUGGAAUCGUCAAUGAAGGACAUUCGCUGUGCAUUGUAUGUAUUUAUCAGACUCUACUCUAUUGUAUUACGUCGUUCAGGAGGAUUGGUAUAAUGGAAGAAGGAACUCUACACAUUGUGCUUGACGUAUCGUUUAACUUUAUCCUCGAGGUAUAUCAUGAUUGGAGGCGUUUUCACGCCGAUUUUUUAAGGC
Molecule: messenger RNA, 1491 nt
Organism: Somion occarium
Lineage: Eukaryota; Fungi; Basidiomycota; Agaricomycetes; Polyporales; Cerrenaceae
Source: the annotation of a GenBank genome assembly